AUGAACGGCCACUUCGCCGCGGUCGGCGACGAGCCGGCUGCUGAACAAUAUGACCAUGGCGUCCAAGUCAUCGACGAGGACAAGCAGUACAACUCCAACCUGAGCCACUAUCUCUCCGGCACCCAGGUAGCCAACGCUGGCUUCAACUAUCACCUUAUCUCCGUCUUUGGCUCCCAGUCCACCGGAAAGUCGACCCUGUUGAACAACCUGUUUGGCACCGACUUCAGUGUCAUGUCCGAGACGGAACGCCGUCAAACCACAAAAGGAAUAUGGAUGUCUAAGAACAAGAAAGAAAGCACGGCCGAUGGCUCCGUCAAGCUUGCGGACAACAUCCUGGUCAUGGACGUCGAGGGUACCGACGGCCGUGAGAGGGGCGAAGACCAAGAUUUCGAGAGGAAGAGCGCCCUGUUCGCCCUGGCAACGAGCGAGGUCCUGAUUGUCAAUAUUUGGGAGCAUCAGGUUGGUCUGUACCAGGGUGCAAACAUGGGCCUCCUCAAGACCGUCUUUGAGGUCAAUCUGCAGCUCUUCCUCAAAGACAAGCAGUCAACGCCCAGAUCUCUGCUCUUCUUCGUCAUCCGCGAUCACCUGGGAACUACCCCCCUCGCGAACCUUCGCAACACGCUGGUCCAGGAUCUCACCAAGAUCUGGACCUCGCUGUCCAAACCUCCGGGGCUUGAGGAGUCCAAGAUCGAGGACUACUUCGACUUCGCUUUCGCGGCUCUGCCCCACAAGAUCUUGCAGCCCGACAAGUUCGUAGCAGAGGUCGACAAUCUGGGCAAGAGGUUCGUGGCAGGGCAUCGCUCAACCAAGGAUCAGGAAUUCGACGGCGGGGUAUUCCUAGCAGAAUACCACCGCAGGAUUCCUGCCGACGGCUUCCCCGUGUAUGCGGAGGGCAUCUGGGACCAGAUCGUCAACAACAAGGACCUCGAUCUGCCGACUCAACAGGAGUUGCUUGCUCAGUUCCGUUGCGACGAGAUUGCCCGGGAGGUCCUGACCUCUUUCGACGCCGCAGUCGCGCCCCUCGAAGAGCAGCAAGCAGAGGCAGUCCGUGUGGGCAAGCCGACGGUACUGCCAGACCUGGGCGCAACCGGCAAGGCUUCUCGGGAGAAGACCACCAGGGCAUUUGAGACACAAGCGAGCCGAUAUCACAAAGGGGUCUACAAGAGGAAGCACGUUGAGCUCGAAGAGAAGAUUGAUUCGCGUCUGAAGGCACUAUAUCAUGGCCAGCUCACUGCAGCUCACAAGGCCGGCGUCGCCGCUUUCACAGACGCCGUCACGAACGCCGUCAAGGCCGGCCAGAAGGCUGGUGGCCAUUACGAAUUUGCCGAGAUUGUCGAAAAGCAGAAGAGGAAGACCCUGGACAUCUACAAGAAGGAGGCGCAGAGCCUGGCCAUCGAAGGCGUUCCGUGGACCAACUUCAAGCCGCAAUACUUGAUGUUCGGUAAGGAGCUGGAUGAAGUCGGCGCAAGACUGAGGAAAGAGGAGAUGCGUCGUCUGGCCACUCGCGUCGAACGCUGGGUCAAGUCUCGUCUCGGCGACGCUGUCGGCCUGGAGUUCAACAAAAUCGGCUCUGGGCGUGGCGGCUCGGGCGCUCCAGAGGACGGAGAGAAACCAACCACUGAGAAGGAUUUGUGGGAUCGCAUCUGGCGCGUUUUCGUCUCCAUUGUCAAUGAGGCACAAGAUCGUUUCAAGGACCGGGCCAAGAACCUGGAGGCCACCGACGAAGAGGUCGAGAUCGGGCUUUGGAGGCUGCGCCGCAAGAGCUGGGUGGCACUGCGCGAGAAGGUCGAGGAGGAGGUGAUGGAAGGCAAUAUUCUCCUCAAGCUACGUGAGAACUUUGAGGACAAGUUCCGUUACGAUGAGUCAGGUGUCCCCAGGAUCUGGCGCCCCAGUGACGAUAUCGAGGGUAUCUAUACUCGUGCCCGCGAGUCGACCCUUGUCCUCAUCCCGCUCCUUUCGAGGUUCAGGCUGUCAGAGACGUAUGGCCCACCCGACCUGCCUGCGUUCAUCGGCAACCAGCCUGCCGGGGUCGAGCCCGGGGACGAAGAAGAUCUCUCUCCGAUCGGCGGCGUCGACGAGGAGGAAGGCAAGAGCCUCGAGGAGGAAAUGACGGUGCUCAGCGAGAGCAAGAGGCAGGAUCUCGUGAUCCGCUUCAAGAAGACAGCCGAUGGCGUCUACGUGGAGGCGAAGCGCAGUGCUCUGGGUGGUAUGACGCAGAUACCUCUUUAUUUCUACGUGGUCCUUUUGGUGCUCGGGUGGAACGAGAUAUGGAUGGUCCUGCGCAACCCCGUCCUGUUCAUAUUGCUGUGCCUCACCGCAGGCGGCACGUAUCUUGCAUACAACCUGAACCUUCUAGGACCCAUGAUGCAGAUGAGCAAUGCUGCUACCAACCAGGCCGUCGAGAUUGGGAAGCAGAAGCUUCGGGAUUUUCUGGAAAGCAACGAGACGGCAAGGUCGGCACUGGCCAUGCCACCCCGGAAGGACACCGACUCGAUCAGCUUGGAAACGCUCGACUCAAAGGGGAAGCGACGGGAUAAGGAUGAGGAUGAGGACGACAUUUGA
This is a messenger RNA of Diaporthe citri, 2562 nucleotides long. RefSeq lists its product as uncharacterized. Lineage: Eukaryota; Fungi; Ascomycota; Sordariomycetes; Diaporthales; Diaporthaceae. Gene Ontology annotation, cellular component: endoplasmic reticulum. Gene Ontology annotation, molecular function: GTP binding; GTPase activity. Bases 1 to 2562 code for a protein of 853 amino acids. The transcript is spliced from 3 exons. The record is from RefSeq and is a predicted model, not a curated record. Gene Ontology annotation, biological process: endoplasmic reticulum membrane fusion.